UCGCACCGGGUAACGUCUCUCUCUUCUUUCGUCUAUUUGUCGCACAGUACAACUGGCUCGUCGCCGCACGUCACUUUCGUCUAUUUGUCGCACAGUACAACUGGCUCGUCGCUCACGGCACCUCACCUCCACCUCACCUGACCUCACCCCUCACCCGACCUCACCUGGAGGUCAUGUGCAGGGCACCGCAACCCCGCCCUCAGCUCUGAGCAAGGAGAGCUUAUCAGUGCAGGCGCGCGCGGUACACAUCACCUCGGAGGGAGGCGGAAGUGGAAGCGAGUAGUUGGCGCACAGCACGUGCUAGGGGAGGGAAGCGGAUAGUAGCGCACAGCACGCGCGAGGGGAGCGGAAGCGGAUAGUUGCGCGCAUACGGUACGUGCGAGGGGAGCGGAAGGGGAUAGCGGCGCGCCCGCCGUUGGUGCGACGGUGGCGGGCCAGCUGUACGUGCAGUACCCCCCCCCCCUCCUUUGCUCUGGCGGCUUCUUCCUUUUCGGCUCUCACUUAAUUACAGAGCAAGUGGCUUCUUGUAGUCCUAGACGCUGUGAGCGGUUACUUGUCGAGCAACAGGCAACCGUUGUGCUUGCCGACAGACGUCCUUGACUAUUGUCAUGGCAGAAGCGGCGGCGCCAACGGCAGAUGGUGUGCCAAAUUCGAUCGCAGAAACAAAUGCAGAUGCAGUGACGACUGCCGAGAAAUCUGCUACCCUUGCAAGCAAAGCGGAAGAGCCAUCGGCAGAGGCACCAAAGAACGAUGCUGCUGAGCCUGCAGCAGGAGAAGCUUGUCAGGCUACAGAGAACAAGGAGAUCGCACCAGUUAGCACAGAGGCGGAUGCCGGGGAAGGGAAAACCGAAGGAACUAGCACUUCUGCAGAAAACACAGACGUCAACGCGGAUGCCUUAGGUGGUGGUGGUGGUGGUGACGAAGCCGUGACUGUUCAGGACAAUGGGGAUGAUGCUGCCAAGGAUGGUCAGAAAGAAGCGAAGGAAGGAGAUGGUGUCCAGGAUCCCUUGCCAGCUGCAGAAGCCCCUAGCGCUGUGCAACCGAUGGAAAGCGAAGGCGACAAGGAGAGCGGCGGCGAUGAGGUGGAGGUGGUUAAGGAGGUGGAGGUGGUUAAGGAGGUUGUAAGGGAGGUGGUAACGGAGGUUGUAGCGGACGAAGUGAAGGCCGUGGUUCAUGAAGAAGUAAAGGAGGAAGAUGUAAAUAGCAAGGAGGUCGGCGCGGAGGGGGGCGUUCAGAACGAGGAGAUGGAGGAGGCUCCAGAAGAGAAGGAUGAGGGAGAACCGGCGGCGAAGAAGGAGGAGGAGGGAAAGAGAGGCGGUGAAGCGGUGGAGGAUAGUGGACGUGUAGAGCCUGAGAAGAAGAAGCAGAAGACGGAGGGGGAGGUGAGUAAUGAGGUGAAACUGGGCCCGAAGGUCUUUCGAUCUUCCACGGAGAUGUAUGAUUACUUCUUUGACUUUCUCCAUGGAUGGUCUGUUAACCAUGAUGUGAAUAAGUACGAGUUCAUGGUUCUUAGUGACCUGCUGAUGAAAGGUCAUGCGGAGCCUGCGAGGAAAGUUGGCUGCGGGAUCAAGAGCUUUCAGGUCCGAUUUCAUCCGAAAUUUGAUACGAGAUGCUACUACAUAUUGCGAAAAGACAACAGUUUCGAGGACUUCAGCUAUAGGAAGUGUGUCGAUAAGUUGAUGGGCCUGCCUAAGGAGCUGUUGGCAGAGGUGUUGGGGCCAAAGGGAAGGGGUGGAGGGAGGGGUGGUGGAGGAGGAAGAUGGCGAGGCGGAAGGGGAGGAGGCAGAGGAGGGGGGUAUCGUGGUGGUAGACGAGGAGGUAGGAACUGGUAGUAUAACUCAAGUGAGCGACAAGGCACUUGUAUCAUUCCUUAUCCUCUAUGUUUCCUUUCUUUCUCUCUUUGUCCUUUUCCCUUUUUCCUUUUCUCCUUUUCUCCUUUUCUAGUGUAGUGGACGUGUUCCAAGGACACUUGAGUGAUUGGCAGGUUCCCCUUCACUCUCAAGGGUAGCGCAAAGUGUACGAUGAGUGUGUGUGUGGAGGGGCAAGGAAUUGUCCGGUUCCCCUUCACUCCAAGGGUAGCGCAAAGUGUACAAUGAGUGUGUGUGUGGAGGGGCAAGGGAUUGUCCCAGCUGUUGGGUCCGUCUUUUGUAUCAUUUUUGAGAAGUUUGUGGCAAGUGCUGCCCGCUCCACUGUUUCAUCUGUUUGUAACCGGCUUGUGCGUGAAUGUGCAUGUUUUACCUUCUUGAAAGAGAUCAGUUACUCAUAUAACUUCCGAGGAUGGGAAAAAAAAACAAACAAACUCUGUUGCAGAUU
Chara braunii is the source of this 2313-nucleotide messenger RNA. The record is from the annotation of a GenBank genome assembly. Lineage: Eukaryota; Viridiplantae; Streptophyta; Charophyceae; Charales; Characeae.